Aplosporella prunicola CBS 121167 is the source of this 1854-nucleotide messenger RNA. RefSeq lists its product as uncharacterized. Gene Ontology annotation, molecular function: protein binding. The record is from RefSeq and is a predicted model, not a curated record. Bases 1 to 1854 code for a protein of 617 amino acids. Lineage: Eukaryota; Fungi; Ascomycota; Dothideomycetes; Botryosphaeriales; Aplosporellaceae. The transcript is spliced from 3 exons. Gene Ontology annotation, cellular component: Pwp2p-containing subcomplex of 90S preribosome; small-subunit processome. Gene Ontology annotation, biological process: rRNA processing.
AUGCCUUCCACCCUGGUACAGGAUCGUCCGCCCGCAUUCGCCGACCAUGACUCGGACUCCUCCGUCUCCGACAAUGAGCCUCUCGCCAUGGACAAGGACGCCGCCGAGGAAGAGCUGGAGAGACUAGUAUUUGGCGACAGUGCUGGAUUCAGACAGGGCAUCACCGGUUUCGCGCGCGGCGGCCAGCUCGUGCGCGCGCAGGACGAUGAUGAGUCGGUCGAUGACGCGGGCGACCAGCUCGACGAUAUGGCCGACGCAGAUCUCUUCUUCGUCGACGCCGGCCCGGACGCUGCUGCUGCCAAAGCGCUAGUCCCCGCCGCUCCCGCCUCGGACGAUGAAGACGACGGACCCCUCCGCGACGCCCCUGCCUGGGAAGACAGCGACGACGAGCGGCUAGUCGUGUCGCUGGCCUCGGUGCCGCGGCUGCGCAAGCUGCGCCGGAAUGAGGAGGAAGACGUGAUCAACGGCAAGGAGUAUGCGCGCCGGCUGCGCAGGCAGUUUGAGCGACUGCGACCCGCGCCCGAGUGGGCGAACCCCGCUGCGGCGGCGCGGAAGCCGGCGAAGAAGAAGCGGAGGGUCGCGCAGGGCGAUGGCUCGUCGGCCGAGGAGUCGUCGUCGGACGAGGACAUGGACGAUGUCGACGACGACCAAGACCUCUCGACACAGCCACUGGCUAAGCUGCUUCAGGACGCUGAUGCCCUGACGAGGAGCAGCGCGAGCACAAGCAAGAAGCGCAAGCUGCGGCCGGAGGUGCUGGACAUUCAGCGCACCAAGGACAUUAGCACCACGCAACCGUCGGCCAUCACUUCGCUCUCGUUCCAUCCCACGCUGCCCCUCCUCCUCUCGUCGGGCCCCAGCUCCACCCUCUACCUGCACCACGUCCAGCCGCAGCCACCGCACCCGAACCCGCUCCUCACAUCGCUACACAUCAAGCGCACGCCUCUUACGACCACGGCCUUCCACCCCUCGCCCGGCGACGCACGCAUCUUCCUCAGCGCGCGCCGGCGCUACUUCCACAUCUGGAACCUGCAAUCGGGCGCCAUCGACAAGGUCACGCGCGUGUACGGGCACCAGCACGAGCAGCGGUCCAUGGAGCGGUUCGCACUCUCCCCCGACGGGGCAUACAUGGCGCUGCUGGGCAGCGCGAAGAAAGGCGGCGGCGUCGUGAACAUUCUAGAUGCACACACGCUGCAAUGGCGCUGCCAAGCGCGGGUCGAAGGGCGCGGCGGCAUCGCGGACGUGGCGUGGUGGGCCAACGGGCGCGGCCUCACCAUUGCCGCCAAGACAGGCGAGAUCAGCGAGUUCGACGUCGAGCGCGUGCGCGUCGUCGCGCGCUGGCAGGACGAAGGCGCGGUCGGCACGUCGGUGCUCGCGCUGGGCGGGCGCAGCGGGCGCGAGGCCUUCCUGGGCGGCGACCGCUGGGUCGCCGUCGGCAGCAGCUCCGGCAUCGUCAACAUCUACGACCGGCGCGCGUGGCCCGGCGCUGCUGCCGCGGCGGGAACGUCGGCCGAGCAGCCGAAUGCGGGCGUCCCGGCCCGUCCGGCCCCUACCCGUACCCUCGACCACCUUACCACGCCCGUCUCGCACCUGGCGUUCAGCCCCGAUGGCCAGCUCCUUGCUGCUGCGAGCCGCUGGAAGCGCGACGCCCUGCGCUUGAUCCAUCUGCCGAGCUGUAGCGUGUAUCGCAAUUGGCCGACGAGCGGGACGCCGCUGGGCCGGAUCACGGCUGUUGCGUGGGGGGAUGGGGCGCUUGUGGAGGGGGCGGAGGGCCAGAGUGCUGGGUCGAAUGCGGAGUUGUUGCUGGCGGUGGCGAAUGAGGGGGGGAAGAUCAGGUUGUGGGAGGUUAGGUCUUAG